AUGUCAAGUGGAGAUGAGUUCCUUGCCCGUCUUGCGGAAUUAGACCAGCAGAUGGAAGAGCACAAGGCGGCGGCCGAAAAGGAGGGCAAGUUUGUGCGUUUUGUUGGAAGCAUCGAUAUGGCCUCUCGCGAGGUUAAGGUGGGAAUGGAAUCAUUUCGGAAAGCGCAUCUUAUCGCGGCGCUACAGGGAAGCGAUAAUAUUAUCAGCUUUUAUACAAAGCGGUACAGCGAUAAUCCGCUCAUUGUGCAGGGAGUGGGUGCUGGUGGCGAUGUGACUGCUAUGGGUGUGCUGAGUGAUCUUCUUAAGCUGUUUUCUGAUAUUGCUUGGUGA
Aspergillus bombycis is the source of this 330-nucleotide messenger RNA. RefSeq names its product homoserine dehydrogenase. Gene Ontology annotation, molecular function: homoserine dehydrogenase activity; aspartate kinase activity. Gene Ontology annotation, biological process: L-homoserine biosynthetic process; aspartate family amino acid biosynthetic process. NCBI's taxonomy places the organism in Eukaryota, Fungi, Ascomycota, Eurotiomycetes, Eurotiales, Aspergillaceae. The transcript has a single exon. The record is from RefSeq and is a predicted model, not a curated record. Bases 1 to 330 code for a protein of 109 amino acids.